Molecule: messenger RNA, 4756 nt
Organism: Paramuricea clavata
Lineage: Eukaryota; Metazoa; Cnidaria; Anthozoa; Malacalcyonacea; Plexauridae
Source: the annotation of a GenBank genome assembly
UUCUUUUAUCCGUGGAGUUUUUGUUCGUGCCGUGAAGUUUUUGCCGUGGCACCUGUGGGUCACCGUAGUUAGCAGCUGCAAAACAACUGAUAUUAAUAUUUUAAUAGAUAUAAACGUUGAGUAUUCGUAAACAAAUGAUAUAACGAUUAGGAAUUGUCGUUAUUUUCAACUCUUUGUUGCAUUUCAUUUGUUCAGUUGGAUAUAUUAUGUUAAUAUAUGCAAUACAUUAGAAACAUUUUUGCAUCGAAAAUUUACUAGUUUGAAGCAGAGAGAAGUAAAAUUUACAAUGAACAUUGUCAUUGCUCUAAAAAUCCACCUGGCAACGGUGAUUAUUUAUUCUGCGGUAACGCUGUUGGGUAGCGCUGUUGGCUUUCUUAUUAUUACCAAGAUGAUAGACACAGUCAAGGAUUAUUUAGUUCCAAAAAGAUUUGGUAUUGUCGGCUAUGUAUGUGUAAUUGUUCAUUUCCUUUGUGGAUUGGUAUUUACUGCUCUUACUGCAGCUUUGAGAGAUAGCGAGAACGGGAAAUUUUCUUGCUCUGUUGAUGCUAAAAGUACGGCUACGUACAAGAAACAGGUCGAUCAGGCAUGUUUGGCAAGGUAUGAUCAGUUGUAUAGCCCCCAUCUACCUUUGUACGGCUUUGUUUUAGUCAGUAUUGGAUUGCCAGUUCUUGUCAGUGUUGUUUAUUCACUGACAGUGCGCGAUCGCGUUGACGAAAUAGAGUCAAGACAUGAACGACAAGCUGCCGUGAAUCAUGAACAGGACAGGAAAACGGUAUAUGUUUUUUAUUUCUAUUUUGUCCACCUUGUUGUGCGUGCGUUAUUUGGGAUCAUUUUAACUGUUUUACAACACACAUAUUUCUAUUCUAAUGGGUUUGAUUUCAAAUUCAGCUGUACUUACAACACUACAAUAGUAACAUGUGAAAAUGCAACCGCGUCACAAAAACAGUUAUUGGGUAUAUUUGUGUCCAUAAUAAACGGUAUUGUUGCCUUUGUGAUACUUGUGGAAGUUAUUUAUCUCUCUUGGCGACGUUUACCAUUCCUCAACUCUCGUUCUAGAGUUGACUGGAGUUGUGAUACUGACUUUGUAAGAGCUCAUCUUCUUCGCAAGCAAUAUGCACCUCUUGGAUUUCAACUGACACCCAUGCUGACACCCAUCGAAUGUUUAUACUUUUACAAACAACAAAUUUUGAGUCGUCCUCGAUUUGACUUUUAUAUUAAAGUUGUUAUCCACACUGAACGAGCUCCGCACAAAUUUACCAAAGACAUGGAAAGACACGAAAUUUUCGAUGUUUAUACCCAAGUUCCUUUAGAAUCCAUAAGUUUAGAAAAUAUUAAAGAUUUAUUUUACCCCAACAAAGAUACAAAGGGUAAUUUUCCUCGUAGCAUUCUGGUGAUUGGACGUCCGGGAAUUGGAAAAACGAUCUUGACCGAAAAAAUUCUCCGUGAUUGGGCUGAAGCCACUAAUCAAAUUAAUAAAUAUUAUUGUGAGAAGAUCGCCUUCUUUUUUAAAUUAAGAUGGUUCAAUAAUACAUCAGAAAACAUAUCCCUAAAGACAUUUCUUCAGUUUGGAACGGGACUGAGCGAUGAAAAAUUUGAAAGUAUUUAUGAAGAAAUUACUAAAAAGCCACAAAAAGCCAUUCUUAUUUUUGACGGUUUGGAUGAAUUUCACGGCAACCGAAUCAAUUGUUCAGACCAAUCCAGAAUGAUUCCAAAUGACCCCAAAACUUGCAUGUCUAUAAUGAAUUUAUUUGUAAAACUGGUUUUGGGCGACCUGUUGAAAGGAGCAACGGUUCUAGUAACGGGCAGACCGACUGCAGAUGAUUUUUACUCCAAGCUUAAUUUUAAUCGAAAGGUGGAGAUUAUUGGUUUCACUCACGAUAAAAUUGAAGAGUAUGUCCGCCAAUGUUGUAAAGAAAAUAACAAAACGGGCCAUGAAGUAAAGAUAUGGAAGCACAUCAAAUCCUCAUCAGAACUGUUGAACUUAUGUUACAUUCCAGUUAACUGCCGUAUAAUAUGUGUCACCCUCUCUGAAUGUCUUAGUGAGCCGAAAAAUAACACAAAUGCUCUUCCAAAAACACUAACAAAACUUUACCAGGACGCUUUAGGUUCUUAUGUAAAAUACGAUAAUAACAGAAAUACAGAGCUAGGAAACCCUUAUAUGACAACGAAAGAGGCUUUAAAGGAAUUUCAAAUAUUAGCAUUCGGCGGUAUGAAAAAUCACAACCUGAUUUUUGAUCAAGAAUCUGUUGAUGAACAAAUGAAGAAGUCUUGUUUGUUGAACAGUUUAUCCAAUCCUAUUUUUCCAAUUCAAACACAGUUUUGUUUUGUUCAUUUAACCAUACAAGAAUUUCUAGCUGCAAGACACGUGACUGAAACACUUGCUCCACCUGAAAUAAAGACGUUUAUUUCCGAUCAUGUUGGAAGUGGUAGAUGGCAUUUAGUUCUUCAGUUCAUUGCAGGACUUUUGGGUAAGAAAAUCGAGAUGUUUGAGUACAAAGAUUGUGUUUGGGCAUUUGCAGAAAGACUCAAAGUUACUCAUGGUGAAAUUAAACUUAAUCACAAUCACGUGUUUGCAAUGACAUGUUUAAUGGAAGUGGACAAUGGCAAGAUUGCUAAAGAAGUUUGCGAGACAACUGCUUUGAACAAUGUUGUAAGGCUUGAUAGUGCUAAGUAUCGUGCUUCCCCAAGUGAAAUGGCGGUGGUGAGUUUUUUUUGCAAACACAUGAAAAACUUGGCAAGUUUAGAAUUGGAACCGGCCAAUGCAGGCAGUGUUCAGGAAAUCCAAGAAUUGCUGCAAAAAAGAUGCAUAAAGCAACUAGAAUUGAAUGGAAUAUAUGAACUUGUGAGCAGCGAACCUGUAUUCAGUGCAUUCAUAAAAUUAAACUGUACGUUGAACCACGAACACACUAAGCUGACUUCGUUAAAGCUCCAGCUUUUUUCGAUUACCGACGAAGAAUUACCAAACAUGUGCAUGUUUUUCGAAAAUGGGCAUGCAAGUCAUCUUGAGGAAUUAUAUCUAGGUUAUGCAACAAUAGGUUUAUUUGGUAUAUCGAAACUUUGCGAAGCCCUUAACAAUUGUACAGAACUUACAUGUGUGUACUUUCUAUGUGUAGUGUUAAAGUAUGAGGGUGCAAGUGUGUUGUUUGAUACUCUGACUACAGGACUUCGGAAGCUUACCGAGUUGACUUUCACUAGGUGUUCGUUAACAGAUCGUUGCAUACCCAGUUUGUGCAAGGCACUGCAAGACGAACGUUGUCAACUGACUGUUCUAUCAUUGUGGAACAAUAGCAUAAGUGAUAAAGGUGCAUGUAUGUUGUUUGAAGAUGCCCUGACAAAAGAGCAUUGCAAGCUUACUAAGUUGGAUCUUCGUAAUUGUUUAUUAACGGAUCAAUGCAUAUCCAGUUUGUGUAAGGCACUGCAAGAUGAACAUUGUCAACUAACUGAUCUACUACUUGGGGAAAGUGCCAUAGGUGAUAAAGGUGCAUGUAUGUUGUUUGAAGACGCCCUGACAAAAGAGCAUUGUAAGCUUACUAAGUUGAAUCUUCGUGAGUUUUCGUUAACGGAUCAAUGUAUACCCAGUUUGUGUAAGGCACUGCAAGAUGAACGUUGUCAACUGACUGCUCUAUCACUGGGAAAUAAUGCCAUAGGUGAUGAAGGUGUAGGUAUGUUGUUUGAAGAUGCCCUGACAAAAGAGCAUUGCAAGCUUAAUGAGUUGGAUCUUAUUUCGUGUUCGUUAACAGAUCGUUGCAUAUCCAGUUUGUGUAAGGCACUGCAAGAUGAACAUUGUCAACUAACUGAUCUAUUACUUGGGGAAAGUGCCAUAGGUGAUAAAGGUGCAUGUAUGUUGUUUGAAGACGCCCUGACAAAAGAGCAUUGUAAGCUUACUAAGUUGAAUCUUGAAGAGUUUUCGUUAACGGAUCAAUGCAUACCUAAUUUGUGUAAGGCACUGCAAGAUGAACGUUGUCAACUGACUGUUCUAUCAUUGCGCUACAAUGCCAUAGGUGACAAAGAUGUAGGGAUGUUGUUUGAAGAUGCUCUGACAAAAGAUCAUUGCAAGCUUACCGAGUUGGAUCUUAUUUCGUGUUCGUUAACAGAUCGUUGCAUACCCACUUUGUGUAAGGCGCUGCAAGAUGAACGUUGUAAAUUAACUGAAUUAUGGCUUAACCUCAAUGAGUUUACGGGAAAGGGUAAAACGUUACUUGGUGAUGUACAGGAAUAUCCAACUUGUAAAAGCAGAGGUUUACGAAUUUCGGCUACUUGACUUAAGACUGAUUUAUAAAGUUACGUAACACCUGUACUAUUGUAAAUAUGAAUGUAUGUAAAAAUUGUAAGAAAGAAAUGCCACUGUAAACCACCUUGGUGUCUAUUCCAGAAAUAUUUGCAUGGAGGGCCCGUGGGUGAUUUUCCAUCGUUUAGAAAACUAAUUUCCAUACACUUGAACUUCUACAUCAAUCAUCUGGGCUAUGUCCUGUACCUUUGAACGUUGAAAGAAUGUUCUCAAUGCGCAUUAAAUACUCACCUUUAGUUCAAACGUGGUAUAUGAUGUCAUCGUGUGCAGAAGUUGCAGAACCUGAAAUGACCUAAAAAUCAUUGUUUCACUUUAUUUGCAUUGGGUUCCGUACAUGAAGAAAGUUAAACGUUUGAACUGAUGUCCGUUUAUAUAAGCGUUUUACGGACAGUCCUUUACUGGAAAUCUAAGCCCAAUCCAAAGCCUAGCAAUCAUAUCAGACAACUGGGGUCGGUUGUUCGAAAGUUG